Messenger RNA from Paramuricea clavata, 176 nucleotides. The record is from the annotation of a GenBank genome assembly. NCBI's taxonomy places the organism in Eukaryota, Metazoa, Cnidaria, Anthozoa, Malacalcyonacea, Plexauridae.
AUGGCUGACGAAUAUUUCCAAAGAAAUCCUGAAGCAAGGCAUAAACCGAGACUUGCUGCUGAAAACAUUGGUCGUCAAAGUGAUGGCAAAACGUGGGUAUUAAACGAUAAUUGCCAGAUUGAUGCAGAAGGCAAUCAGCUGGAUGACAAUGACAGCAGAUACAUAUGGAUGGGGGA